Molecule: messenger RNA, 2313 nt
Organism: Myxozyma melibiosi
Lineage: Eukaryota; Fungi; Ascomycota; Lipomycetes; Lipomycetales; Lipomycetaceae
Exons: 5
Coding region: 86-2257 (723 amino acids)
Biological process (GO): DNA damage checkpoint signaling
Source: RefSeq, a predicted model, not a curated record
UUACAUCCACACGCGUCUUGAGAUCUGAUCUCGAGGUGGUGAUCCGCAAUUGCGAGCAAUAGAAGGAUCUGCAGGGAAUCAGACAAUGUCGCUGGCCUCUCGCGGGGCGGCAGUCGACGACGACGAAGACUACGGUCUCAACGACGACUUUGACGACGACGACCUCGAAGCAAUCACCCUCGUCGAGCAGCAGAUUUUGCUGUCGCAGAUCGACGCUCAGAAAUACAACAGUCAGCAGAAAUACACCAGUCAGUCACAAGCACAGACUGCGUCGCGCUCACGGACGCUCUCGGAGGUGGUUGUGGAGAGAGACGCAGUGCCGCGGGCGCUGGACGAGUUUGAAGUCGAAGGCUAUGAGCAGGGCGCGGGUGGGGAGCAGAGUGCUUCUGCAUCAUUGCGGAGGAUGAUGUCGAGGUCUGAUUCGAGAGUGCAAGAAACUACACAGGCAGAAGAGACGAUGCACGCCCUCCGAACGCAAAUCGCUCAACAGCAGAAAGCUCUUGUCGAGGUCACGGCAGCACUGCAGACUGCAAAAGGAGAAAUCUUCAUCCUUCGCGAUCAGCAGCAGCGAGCAACUGCAGAACACGGAAAGUACGUGUUUGAUCGCAACCAGAUGCUCAAAGAGACGACCGAAAGCUUCCAGGCUAAGGAAGAGGAAUUCUCCCGUGCGAUCGAGAGCUUGAAUAACGAGAAGCUGUUUAUGCAGCAGGAUUUGACAGAGAUGCGAACAAAGAUCAGGACGAUGGAGAAAGCUCAGCAACGUCGGGAUCCGUCGUCGGCGUCGACUGCGGCGGUCCAAGACGGGCGAUUGACGCCGAGCCCGAAGAAGAAACGCGAUCAGUUUAGGGAGGGAUUUGAUGUUCAGGUAUCGCCUUUGAAGAACAAAAAACGGAAAGUUCAAGACCAGCGAGAAGAGAGUCUGUACGAUGGUAGCAGUGAUGUCGUGAUGAAAGAGGUUACGGUUGUCAAGGAGGUUUUCAUUGAAGAUAAAUUUCAGUUCACGAGCGGUUUAUUCAAUCUGGACGUCGAUGGAAGCAAGGCUAUGGAUCUAUUAGGACAAUUUUCGCUGCAAGCAAACGGAAACACAGACUUUAGAAGCCACAUUGCUAUAAUCACUGCAGCUAUAAACCAACCUCAGCCAUCACUGCUGUCUCUUAUUGAGAAUCUUAUUCAGUGCCUGGUAGAGGCUAUGAUGACAUGUGCCAAAAGACCAGAAAGUAUUCCGUCGCUGAGAGUGUUGAUCUCGAUACUGGAAUACACUGCGACAUACAAUAUUCGAGGCCUGCGAAUUGGAACGCUGCAGAGGAUUGCGGUAUCCUCACAGGAACUCUACUUGCUCCUAGAACCAAAAAAUAGUCUCGAUCCAGCCAGGGAAGCGGAGUGCCGCCGUACGCAACUCCUUCUGCUACGGCUGCUGGACACUACAAGUAUCAAGAUUGACAGCAGAGAAGAGAUAGUUUUCGACCAGAUGAUUGCUGGGAUGUGGAUGUCAGUCUCGCAUGAGAUUGUCGUUAGAAUACUCACAGACCAGUAUUUUAACGGCCAGGAUAUACUGCUGAGCUGUCUUCGGCAUUCGGUGAUUCCUUCUUCGUUUGGGCCUUUGGUCGAGGACGUCGAGAGGCAGAAUGAGCAAGAACUAGAGCUCUGCAAGGUAAUCUCGUUAAUCCUGGUCGAGCCGCCGCAGCCUUAUCCCAGUCCUGCAUCUGCCGACGAGGACCCGGACGAACGAGCGAUCGAGAACGAGUCGGCGCGCGAGAGACUGAUUGAGCAAGUGGUAACGACUCUGGAGGCAAUCUCGGCUACCGAGCACGGGCGGACAAUCAUGCUGCAGAGUAAGGCCGUGCUGGCGCGACUUAUCUGCUGCUGCUCUGCGGUGUUGGAUCAGAUGUACAGAAGCGAGACGCUUGAUCGAGUGAGGUCAAGAAGCAAUCUGGCGUCGUCGAUGAUCAAAUUGACGUACAGGAUAGUAUUCGGCACCGACCUCCAAGACCCCGACGAAUCCACAGUCGACGUGCGCGAACUAAGCACGUCAUCGUCUGUCUUUUCCAAAGUAUUUGGCGAAUUCGGCGUGCGACAAGAACUAGUCGUUUGUCUCUCGCGAGUCGCGUUUGCGGACGAAGGAGUGGUUUUUCAUAAUAAUUUCGACGAGAUUACGGUUGCUUGUGCCGAGAGGUUGCUAGAGAUCGGGAGAGAUGUGGAGGAGAUGAAUGUUUUGUAUUUGUCUGUUCGAGGAGGUGAGAGUAGAGAGGAGAGUUGACUGCAAGUACAUGUAAAUAAACAAAAACAGCAAUAAAACUGAUAAGUAAAUAGUCG